GGACAUCUCGCGAGAUUUGUUCCAGUGGCGGGAAUAAACAAGGAGGUUCUUGUGUCAGCUACAGUUGUGUUGUUGCUUCUCGGUGUCUGUCUUGUUAUGAUUAUUGACGCGGCUUGAUACAGCGCUCUUAGUUGUUUAAAUCUAUAAUAUAAGGGUUGAAGCUCUCUUUUACUCAGUACUUUGUUUGUUAGAAAAUGUCGGACGCUUUAUCUGAAGACGGGAGCGACAUUAACCAAGAUGACAGCCGGGAGGAGGAUGUUAUGACUCCGGUUGAGCUGAUCGCCAAACUGGAAGAGGUGAGCUGAACUUACCUGUCUUGUCCUCAUAGUUAUAGUGUUAUAGUGUGUGAUAGUUUAAGAAGACUUAUUUGAGACAUGUCAGCCUCUUUUCCUCACACUCGUGCUUUUCUCUGUCGCUCACAGGCCUGGCUGAACGAGAAGUUUUCCCCGGAGCUCCUGGAGAAUAAGUCAGAGGUGGUGGAGUGUGUGAUGGAGCAGCUCACACACAUGGUAAGUCCGACUCACACUCAUCGUAUGCCAUUUAAAGCAGUGGUUCUCAACUGGUGGGUCCCGACCCAAAAGUGGGUCGCGGACACGUUAAGGAAGGGUCACGAACAGCUGGUUUGAUAUUUUCUGUACACGGAACUUCAGUAGUUGUCGUCUUCAUGUUGUCCCCUUCAUGCACCGUGAAAUGCACUUUAUUCAAUUUAUGUUAAAGAUGUUUAAGAUUAGAGUCUUUAAAGUUUAUAUAUAUGUAUGUAUAAAAUGAAAUUGCUUGGUUUGAAUUCUAGAAAAGUGGGUUGCGACCAUAAAGUGUAGUAGCACCGACGUCAGCAGUGACAUGCUAACGCGGCCAUUUUGACAGAUAUAACAACACUAAGCACACUGGAAUGAAUGAAAUUAGGACGAUGCUAGGUUUUAAAAACCAGCUAUUUAUUAGCUGACUACACAGUAACGGAGAAUGGAAUGGAGAGAGCAAAACUUGGACUCAACAUACCGUACAGGGACAAGCUGAACAAUGAAGAAAGAGAGGGUUACCAUAGCAAAAGUGCGGACAUUGCUGGACUCGACCCAUAUGAACACACUGUAUGGUCAGAAGAUGAUUUCGAGAUGCUACCACCACUUAACCGAGUGCACCAAGUUACUGUCUGUCAAAAUGGACGGGCUGGCAUGUUUUGCACCACGCUUCCCGUGCUGACGUCAAGGCUACUUCACUUCAUAUAGAAUGGACAGCGUCUGCCUCCUCGAUGGGUGAAGCUACUCCGGGAACAGCACACCCUGGUGACAGGCUGCAGUAUAGGUCAUAAAUCCCGCCUCUGCCAGCAAAGCUUAUGGAGCUGUGGUCUGGUGUUUCUCCUCCUCCUCUUGACAAACAGCCCCACUCACACUCUCUCUAUGGCUCAGGUCAGGCAAGUAGACUGGCCGCACAAGCACUUUAAAUAUCAAUACUAUUUGCUGGCUGUUCCGGCACUGUAGACAGGUGCUCAUUCCUACUGGGAGAGCAAAUCAAAAUCUUUGUGAAGCCUGUCAGCAGAUGGAAGUGCUCUAAAUCUCUUGGUAGAUGUCUGUGUUGCUUUUGGACUUGAUAAAAACACAGCAGAUUAACACCAGCAAAGAACGGCAUGUCACCAAAUGUCAAUACAGACUGCAGAAACUCUGAACUGGACUUCAGAGUCAGUGUUUCUGCACUCUUCUUUCAAACUGUGAACUUUUUGAUUGAUCUUUUAUCGCCAUGUCAUUUGCCUCAUUGUUUGGUGGUGUUUGGUCAGUCAUUUUCAUAACAAUAAUAAUAAUAAUAAUAAUAACUUUAUUUUUAUAGCAUUUUUAAAAACAGAAGUUUACAAAGUGCUCUGAUAUAAAGCCUUAAAGCACACGGAAAAAGACAGAUAAAAACAAAAGCUCAGUUCAAACGGAAUUGAAGGUCAUGUUCAUAUCAUAAGGAACCCAGACAAUACAAGAACCCUGCAACAUAACAUGAGACCAUGAGGACCAAAAUAAAAACAUAAAAUAGUUAUUAUAAAGAAAAUGCAGUUAAAGGGGAAAGCAGGAUAGUAAAAAUAAAAGACUAUAUCAAUGAUGAAUAACAAGUCGUACUGAUAAUAGUAAUGAUGAAGUAGAGCAACAGAAAUGAGCAAGAGAAAAAAAAAAAGCAAUAAAAAAAGCUGAAAAGACAGCAAAGCCAAAAUAAGAUAGAGCUUAAAGAGAUAAGAGAUGACAGGUAAAAGAUAAAAGAUGAUAAAUAAUAAUCUUUAUUAAACAAUAAUAAAUUAUUAUGUAAUAUUUGCUGAAAACCCUUAUUAAAUUCGAUUCUCAUGGGAACUAAGGUUACCUGAUUGCCUUAUGUCUUUCCAAAUAACAGAAAAAUUUCUGUUCAAUGAUUUAAGGGCUCUUAGUAGGUCGUGUUAUUUAAGUUUGAUACUGACAGCAGUAUACACGGUGUUCAAAAUCUGCCCAAAAAUACUGCUACUUGUUUGUUUCCUCUGCAAGUUUGGGUUAGAAUAAAGUUGGAGUGAAUAUUCAAGCUGCUGUAUAUAACUCAGAUUUAGGUAGGUCAUUGCUCUAACAUAAUCACUCGUUUAAAAAAUCAGAUCUCUUAUUCUUCCUCUUGAUAAAUAAAAUGCUAACUUGUGAUGCUUUUCUGACCUUCCACUCAAUAGGAAGCCAACUUGCAACGGGUGAAGAAAGGCGAUGCCAAGGCGAGCAUCCAUCGAAUGGAGAUUGACAGGAUCCGGUUUGUGCUCAGCAGCUACCUGCGCUCUCGUCUGCAGAAGGUCAGUUAAUUUAACACAACAGCAUGAAAAAAAAAAACCAAAGCUCUCAUCUCAGCGGCUGUUGAGCAAACAUGCUUCAAUCUUGUGUGUCUGUUUAUCUAGAUUGAAAAGUUUUUCCCACACGUCCUGGAGAAAGAAAAAUCCAGAAGGGAGGGAGAUACAUCACUGCUUUCCCCUGAGGAGUUUGCCUUUGCCAAAGAGUGAGUAUAAAGAGGUAAGAUUGUAGAUGUGGAUUUUUUUUAAUGACCUUUGGGAUGCAAACAAAUGUUCCUCUGCCGUACAGAUACUACACCAACACAGAAUCCUACCUGAAGGCUGUAGCAUUGAAGCGUAUGCCUCCCAACCUGCAGACAGUGGACAUGCUCAAAGCAGGUAAAAUCUCCUCUAACUGUCCAUACUUUAACUUCAGAAACUCUUUAGAUCUUACCAACCUUUAAUGACACAUGCUAGAAAUAUUGUUAUCAACAUGCACUGGCAUUUCGUGACCAUCACACUAAGAUUUAUAUAUCCUAAUGUAACCGCAGUGCCUGAGCCCUGCCUGGACUCCUUUGUGUUUCUACGAGUGAAGGAAAGACAGGAGAACAUCCUAGUGGAGCCUGAAACGGAUGAUCAGAGGUACAGCACUCAAAAACUUGUCACUGUGAUAUUUUCCUGCAUGGAUACUGAAUUAAGCAAUCAUAUUAUCUGUCUUCUGUCUCUUCUUUCAGAGAGUAUGUUGUGGAUCUGGAUGAAGACUCUCAGCAUCUGAUGCGGUAUCGAACUAUUGCGCCAUUUGUCUCAAGUGGAGCAGUGCAGUUAAUUUAAAUGUGGAGGUAAGUUCAUUAAAGGGAUAUUCCAGCGUAAAGUUAAUUUAGGGUCAAACACACCAUAACACCCCGUGUUAGACACCCCGUCGAGAGAUGAAUUUUGCCGACCGCUUGCUUCUCUAGUUAUACGAAUUUUCAUUAAGACCGCAGAUAGCAAUACAGAGAGCGACACGCUGAACCAAAACGCCACUCGAUAGCCACAAAUAAUGCUCAGAACAGCACCUAACUUCAUCAACAGUACAUAUAGGGUCCUAGCCAUAGCACUAGCAACCAAAAAAAUCUUUUUAGCUUUGCCUAAUUUCUUUGGCAUAGAGACUAAACACAACUCACCUACUCUCUUCCAGCAGCCGCUUGUUUGUACGGAGACCUCCAGGCGAAUCCAUCAACUGCAGCGGGGUGACGCAGCUCAAGGAAGAACAUUAAUGUUCAUUUCUUUAUCAUUUCCUUGAAGUAAUAAUCACCAUAUUAAUUAUUUUGUACUGUAGACACGGUAGUUCUACUGGCUCUGCGUCUCGGUCUGAUUACAUUUCCAUGAAGAUAUGAUCAUAAAUGUUCUUCCUUGAGCUGCAGCACCCCGCUGCAGUCGAUGGACUUGCCCAGAGGUCUCCGUACAAACAAGCGGCUGCUGGAAGAGAGAGGAUGAGUAGUGUUUGCUAAAGAAAUUAGGCAAAGCUAAAAAAGAUGUUUGGUGGCUUGUACUAUGGCUGGGACCCUAUAUAUACUGUUGAUGAAGUUAGGUGCUGUUCUGAGAAUUAUUUGUGGUUAUAGAGUGGCGUUUCGGUUGAGCGCUUUGCUCUCUGUAUUGCUAUCUGCGGUUGUUACUAAACUUGGUAAAACUAGAAUAGAAAGCAGUUUGCAAAAUUCAUGUUUCGACGGGGUGUCUAACCCGGUGUUAUGGUGUGUUUGGCCCUAAAUUAAUUUUAUGCAGGAAUAUCCCUUUAAAUUAGAUUGGGUAGUCUUUCUCAUUGCCCCCAUACUGCCCUUACAAACCCUCUUUUUACAAACAUCUGUUCACUCAUUUCUGCAUCAGCUGCUUUCUCGUGACAUCUGGAUUUUUUAGCCCCCCUUUGUUUGCAAUGUUCAUUUUGUCGUGGCUGCACAUUAUGGUGGACCAGAAUAGACUGUUUGGCUGAAGCCCUGUUACUCAUAAGUGUUUUUUUAUGCUACAGGUAUGCCCGUUGGUGUGGAUGUCCAUUUGAGCUCCAAGAGUAAAAGAGCAGUGACCUGAUUUUUGGGACAUUUCUAUAAUUAGAUGUAUCAUCAGCAAAAACUGCAUCAGAAAGUGCUCUCAUCUUUCGCUCUAACGUCAGGAUUAAAGACUUGUCCAUGAGGGGCAAACGUGGACAUUUGUUGGACCAAGUCUUAAAGCUGUUUCUGAAUCAACCCUGCCCACCACCAGACCAGCCGCUGUGUUAUUUUUGUACGCUUUUAAUCAUCACAACAAGUUUGGUUGCGUAAUAAUAAUGUUUGCUGGAGUGUCGGUGCUGAUUUGGCUGGUCAAUGCAGGUCUUGCUAAUCCGGUGAUUUACACUUAUUCUGUUACUGUAUCCGGGUGGCCCACAUUGUUGGACUUUUUCCUCUGCUGCUCAAUAACAAGAUGCAUCAAAUAACCCGGAGGUGAAAUUUCAUCAGCUCACUCGGCACCAUUAGAUUGCCAAAGUGAAUGUAAUUGUGCACGUAUGUUGUUUCUUUUGCUGUUCGAAUGAGACGCAAGUUGAUAGAAUUUUGCUUUUCUGUCAUGAGCUGUAUAAAUUCUGCAAAUAUUGGCCAUUAUUACUGAACUUAAAAGUGCAUUUUUUUUCUCCUAAUACAACAUAUUUUGUAAAAUCAC
Messenger RNA from Xyrichtys novacula (pearly razorfish), 5407 nucleotides. The record is from the annotation of a GenBank genome assembly. Lineage: Eukaryota; Metazoa; Chordata; Actinopteri; Labriformes; Labridae.